AUAUGGAAUAUGGAUCCCAACCUCAUCUGUCCAGCCAUCUUGUUUCUCUUCAUCAUCCUGUUAAUCCAGGCGCCUCUAACUUUGUGUGAGUUUAAUAGCAGCAGUGUGUAUGAGGCCUGCGCCGAGUCAUUCAGUUGCGGCCAUAUUGAUGGAAUAGGCUAUCCUUUCUGGGGAGGGAGUCAACCGGAAUACUGCGGCCACCCGAGUUUUGGGCUGAGCUGCAAUGAUGAGUCCCACCCGGAAAUUAGUAUCCUAUCGGUGAAAUACAAAGUUUUAGAUAUCAGCAGCCAGGCAGCCACUAUUGUGAGAGAUGAUCUGUUAAGCAAUAUUUGUCCCUCCAAUCCUCAAAGAACAUCCUUGGACUUGAACCUCUUCAGUUACACUCCCUCUGGUAACCAGAACAUUACCCUGUUCUACGGUUGCACUAUUACAAACCCGGUUUCAAUUCCAAUUCCCUACCUCAUCAACUGCACUGAAGACAUUUCCGACUCGAAUAAAAAUGUCCUCUGGUCGCCUGGUACAGGAUUGCCAACUAUCCCUGGUAUCUCAAGUAGUAUCUUCAGGUGCGGGAGUGACAUCUUUGUUACUAUCACUCAAGAAGCUUUUGACGCUUUAGUUAACGUUUCCCUUACCGUUACGGAGGACCUCCUAAGAACAUAUGUGAGUGGUGGUUUUUCUGUGAAUUGGAAAGCAAAUAAUAGCUUAUGCGACAACUGUAGUGAGUCAGGGGGGCGAUGCGGUUCCAAUGGCGAUCCCAUUUCAACACAAUUUAUUUGCUACAUUGCUAACAGUAGCAGAAAUAAAACACCUCUACUGGCAAUAGGUCUUGGCAUAGCAGGUGCUGUGCUGGCUGGUGUUGGCAUUGGAUGGCUAAUAUUUAGACAUAAAAGAAAGCGGGUUGCAGCAAAUGGACAAGUGCUGCCUGUUCAAAACAUUGAAGCACUUGUAAGGACUAAUGGAUUUCAUUCUACCAAGCUUUAUACUUAUUCAGAUAUAAAGAAAAUGACUAAUUCAUUCGGUGACAAGAUUGGUCAAGGAGGUUUUGGUAGUGUAUAUAGAGGAAAGUUACCUAAUGGAUGCCCAGUAGCUGUGAAGCUAUUGAGCAACACAAAGGGUAAUGGAGAAGAUUUCAUUAAUGAAGUUGCUAGCAUUAGUCGAACUUCUCACGUGAACAUAGUUACUCUUGUAGGGUUCUGUUUUAAGAAGAAAAGAGCUUUGAUCUAUGAAUUCAUGCCUAAUGGAUCAUUAGACAAGUACAUAGGCAACAAAGGGUUACAAAAUAUGAGUUGUCUCGAGUGGAAGACAUUGUACCAGAUUGCAAUUGGCAUUGCUCGAGGACUAGAAUAUCUGCACAGAGGGUGUAACACAAGAAUAAUGCACUUUGACAUUAAGCCUAACAACAUUCUUUUAGACAAGGAUUUCACCCCCAAAAUUUCUGAUUUCGGUUUGGCAAAACUGUGCAAGAAAAAGGAGAGUGUUGUAUCACUAUCAGUGUACGGCGCAAGAGGAACAAUAGGAUACAUUGCUCCUGAAGUUUUCUUCAGAAGCAUUGGAAGUGUGUCACACAAAUCCGAUGUUUAUAGUUAUGGCAUGACGGUUAUUGACAUGGUAGGAGUAAGGGAGAAAGCAAACAAGACGGAUCAGACUAGUGACUCGUAUUUCCCAAAUUGGAUAUAUGAGCAUCUGGAGCAAGGAUUAGAUUUGAGUGUUGAAGGCAUCAGAGAUGAAGAGGAUAAAGAAAUGGCAAUGAAGAUGAUAUUGGUUAGUUUGUGGUGCAUCCAAACCAAUCCAGCAGACCGCCCUUCUAUAACAAAAGUGGUAGAGAUGUUGGAGGGAAGCACUGCCACUUUGCAGAUUCCACCUAAACCAUUUUUCUCUCCUCAAAUUGAUGACUCACCUCAGCAAUCCCCUACAUCAUCAGUUACCACAGAAAUCGUAGCUUAUAGCUACCAUACAACACAAAGUUUCAUGAUCAGAAUUCAGAGCCAAUUAACCUCCCAAAGAAAUAUGGAUCCCAACCCCAUCUAUCCAGCCUUGUUUAUGUUCAUCUUGUUAAUCCAAACGCCAGUAACUUUGUGUCAAAAUAAUGGCAGCAGUAGUGAGUAUGAGGCCUGCGGCGAGCCAUUCAGUUGCGCCAAUAUUGAAAACGUAGGCUACCCUUUCUGGGGAGGGAGCCGGCCGGCCUACUGCGGCCAUCCAAGCUUCGAGCUGGACUGCAGUAAAGACUCGCCGGAGAUUACAAUCCAAUCGGUGAAAUACAGAAUUGUUAAUAUCAGCAACGGGGCACAAACGGCCACUGUUGCCAGAGAUGAUCUGACAGCCAAUAUUUGUCCCUCUAAUCCUCGGAACGCAUCCUUGGACUUCAACCUCUUCAGCUACGUUUCUUCUGGGGACAACAACAUCUCCUUGUUCUACGGUUGCACCAUCACAACUCCGGUUUCGUUGGUUUCCAACCUCUUCAACUGCAGUGAAGCGAAUUCCAACUCGACCGGAAAUGGCCUGUGGUUGCCUAGUACUACAGGAUUGCCCAAUAAUAACAUCAAGUGCGGGUUUGAAAUCUUUGUUACUGUGACUCAAGAAGCUUUUGAGGCUUUAGGUAAUGCUUCCCUGGCUUCGGAGGAGCUCCUGAGAACAUCCGUUGGUGGUGGUUUUCCUGUGGAGUGGAAAGCGAAUAAUAGUUUAUGCCAGGAGUGUACAAGCUCAGGGGGAAGAUGCGGUUCCAAUGGCAAUUUUACUUCAACGCAAUUUGUUUGCUAUUAUGCUCGCAGUAGCAGCAAUAGCAAAAGAAGGUCACUGGGCAAAGUUCUAGGCAUAGUGGGUGCUGUUCUUGGUGGUAUUUUCAUGGGAUGGUUAGUAUGUAGACAAAAAGGAAAGUGGGUCGUUGCAGCACAAGCACAACAGCAGGAAGAAUUGCCGCCUGAUGACCAAAACAUUGAAGCAUUCAUAAGGACUAAUGGAUUUCAUGGUACCAAGCUAUAUACUUAUUCGGAUAUCUUGAAAAUGACCAAUUCAUUCAAUGACAAAAUAGGGGAAGGAGGCUUUGGUUGUGUAUACCGAGGAGAGUUACCUGAUGGAUACCCAGUAGCUGUGAAGCUAUUGACAAAUGCAAAGGGUAAUGGAGAAGAUUUCAUCAACGAAGUUGCUACCAUUAGUCGAACUUCCCACGUGAACGUAGUUACUCUUGUAGGGUUCUGCUACCAGAAGAAACGAGCUCUGAUCUAUGAAUUCAUGCCUAAUGGAUCGUUAGACAAGUACAUAGGCAACAUGGAGUCGCCUAAUAAGAAUUGUCUGUUGGAGUGGAAGACAUUGUACCAGAUUGCAAUUGGCAUUGCUAGAGGGCUAGAAUAUCUGCACAGAGGGUGUAACACAAGAAUCAUGCACUUCGACAUUAAACCUAACAACAUUCUUCUGGACAGGGAUUUCGCCCCGAAAAUAUCUGAUUUCGGCCUGGCAAAACUGUGCAAGAAAAAGGAGAGCGUUGUAUCUCUAUCAAUGUACGGCGCUAGAGGAACCGUAGGAUACAUUGCUCCAGAAGUUUUCUUCAGAAGCAUCGGAAGUGUGUCACACAAAUCCGAUGUUUAUAGCUAUGGCAUGACGGUUAUUGACAUGGUAGGGGCAAGGGAGAAUGGAGACUUAGAUGAGACUAGUGACUCAUAUUUCUUGAGUUGGGUAUAUGAGUAUUUGGAGCAAGGAUUUGAUUUCAGUGGUGAAGGCAUCAGAGAUGAAGAGGAUAAAGAAAUGGCAAGAAAGUUGAUAUUGGUUAGUUUGUGGUGCAUCCAAACAAAUCCAGCAGACCGUCCUUCUAUAAGAAAAGUGGUAGAGAUGUUGGAGGGAAGCAUUGAGUCCUUGGAGAUUCCACCUAAACCAUUUUUCAGUCUUCCUAUUGAUGACUCACCUCGUCACCAGUCCCCUAUAUCACCAGGUCCAUAGUGUGUCAAAUGAGGAUUCUAAGUGUGGGAUCAUAUGACCUAAUCUCUACAAACUACUAAAUCCUCCCUUCCUGAUGUUACGUUUUCUCCAAAUAAUUGCUUAAAAUGAUACUCCGUAAUAGACUAAUAGUGUUCAAAUUA
Ipomoea triloba (trilobed morning glory) is the source of this 4070-nucleotide messenger RNA. RefSeq lists its product as uncharacterized. Gene Ontology annotation, biological process: protein phosphorylation. The transcript is spliced from 6 exons. NCBI's taxonomy places the organism in Eukaryota, Viridiplantae, Streptophyta, Magnoliopsida, Solanales, Convolvulaceae. The coding region runs from base 10 to 3930 and encodes 1306 amino acids. Gene Ontology annotation, molecular function: polysaccharide binding; protein kinase activity; ATP binding. The record is from RefSeq and is a predicted model, not a curated record.